AUGGCUGCUGCGUUUAGCAGCCAUCGCUUCCGCCACUCCAAGCUCUCAGUACUGAUCCUGGCACUGGCCACGGUGGUGGCCGCCGCACGGGCUCAGCUGUCGCCGACGUUCUACGGCCUCGUCGUGCCCUGCCGCGCUCGUCACCAUCAAGACCGCCGUGAGGGCUGCCGUGGUGCUGGACCGGCGCAUGGGCGGCUCCCUGCUCCGCCUUCACUUCCACGACUGCUUCGUGCAGGCAAGUCCACAGCAGCUGGUCGAGGUCUCGGAGGCCCAUCGUGGACGGUGCAGCUCGGCAGGAGGGACUCCACCACGGCGAGCCUCUCCACCGCGAACACCGACCUCCCCUCGCCGGCGUCCAGCCUGAGCACCCUGCUCGCCGCAUUCGCCAGGAAAGGCCUGAGCAGCACCGACAUGGUCGCUCUGUCUGGUGCGUUCCUCACUGUCACUGAUCAAUCAAUCACGGUUUCAUCAGUGAUCAGCCAGCACCAAAGCGCCUGA
This is a messenger RNA of Miscanthus lutarioriparius, 498 nucleotides long. The record is from the annotation of a GenBank genome assembly. Lineage: Eukaryota; Viridiplantae; Streptophyta; Magnoliopsida; Poales; Poaceae.